GGACCUGCACUGCGCUCCAGGUUCGCGCUCCCACAUCAUGUGAUGUUGUUGGAACAGCCGCCACACAGAGACACAGAGGAAUACAAGAUAUUUCAAUGAAAUGUUGACAAUCCUUCAAGCAGAUCGUCGUUGUCACUCCGAUCCUAAUCCACCAAUUGGACCAAACUGAGACACUUUCUGUCGCUGGGUUUCCUCGGAGGUUUGUUGUCCUCCGCCUGACUAACUAUGUGAGCUUCUGUGAGCUCGGUAGUUGACGAGCGGAGCCUCCAGCCGACCGUCGUCUCCGACAGCUCCGUGUGGGUUUGACGUCGGCACACAUUGUUGCUUGAUGUUUUCCAAAAGGCUCGAUUGUCGGUGAUUUUGAAGAUGGAGGAACCUUGUGACCUGAAGCACUUCGUAAAGUGUGGCGUCACUUUGGAGGGCUCAUUUCUCUGAUUUGGAUUAUUCUUGGCCAGCAGCCUCUUCAGGCCUACUAAUCCUAGACGAGUUUCUCAAUGGACACUCCGCUCAAAUCAGAGAUCAGAGAGGAGGGGAGUGGUGCCUCGGUGACGGUGGAGGGCCUAUCCAAGGCAGCUCUAAUCAAAAGCCUGUCUCCCAGAGUCAUGCUAUCCAACCAUCUCUUGCCUAAAGGGACGAAGAUGAAGGUCAACUUAGAAGAUCAGGGUCGUCAGAAAGUGUCCUUCAGCUUCGCACCAACCAAGAAGCCACUGCAGAGCCCAUUCUUCAUCCCUAGCAGUCCUGACAAGUCUGCUGCUGAGCCUAACGCUGCCUCAUUACAGUCAACCUCAGACAACGAAGAGCAGGAUACGGACAGCCCAACUGAGCAAAACCAGACACCCAUGGUGCCGACAAUAACCGAGACACCUUCUCAAACACCAGUCUGCUCAGCCACCAUACUGAAAACGGAUUUACUGAAAACGGAUUUAGCUAAAAUGCAUUUCAAGAAGCAAAUUCUAAGUGUCUCUGUGACUGAGGAGAAACCAACAUCUGUUGUGCCGGAAGAACCUCUCUCUCCUCAAUUGCAGGUUCUACAGAAACCAACAUCUGUUGUGCCAGAAGAACCUCUCUCUCCUCAAUUGCAGGUUCUACAGAAACCAACAUCUGUUGUGCCAGAAGAACCUCUCUCGCCUCAAUUGCAGGUUCUACAGAAACCAACAGCUGUUAUGCCGGAAGAACCUCUCUCUCCUCAAUUGCAGGUUCUACAGAAACCAACAAGUGUAACUGAAUUUCCUGUACCCCAGCCUCAGAAUGUCGUCAGUGUCUGCCCAUCUGAGAAUUCUCACAUUGAAGCCCCUGAGACGAGGGUAACCCCUAGCCUCAAGAAGCCACCUGCUUCCUCAGGAAAAGAUGGAGAGAGUUCCAGCAGUGCUGAGCAGGACAGUAAGGUAGACAAAAGGAAAACCAGGUCCCAAUCUGAUAGUGCUCCCCCUGGCUCAGAAUCUGAUGGAGAUUCAGGCCAAAUGUCUUCUAGUCGCAAAUCCAUUGAGUCUAAAAGUAGAAGAAACUCUGACAGCAAAAGCAAAGAGGUAAAAAAGUCUUCCUCUGGUUCACAUGUGGAGGAAAAGGAAAAAAGUUCCUUUAAGCGGUCAGAGAACCAUGAAAGGUCUUCUAGUUACUCCAAAACAGACCGUGAUUCCAGACACACAUCCUCACGUUCAUCUCGAUCAGACAAAGAUCGCAGACGGUCCCGGUCUAGAUCACGUUCUAGAUCAAGAGGGUCGCGAACAAGUUCAUCUCACUCCAGAUCAGAGAGAUCCCGAGGCGACAGAGGAUCUCGCUCCGAAAGGUCAUACUAUCAUGAUUCUGAUCGAAGAUCUCACCGUAGUUCUCCACGUAGAGAGAGAAGACGUUCUCGCUCUCGCACUGACAGAACUCGUGACAGUUCUGACUCUGAGGAUGACCACAGGAAGACACGGACAAGGACAAGUGACUCCAGUAGAUUGUCAACAUAUUCAAGCUCAUAUAAAGAGUCUAAAUCAUCUUCCUACUCAAAAUCGGAGAAAGCCGCUAAAUCUGCAAAUUCUCCUCACUCUUCAGAGUUGGAUAAAAGAACACAAUUGUCAAAGUCUGAAAGGACUUCAAAGCGACUAUCAGACUCUGAUUCCCAGCGCAAGUGCUCACCUGAUCUGGACUCCAGUUACCGUAAAUCUAGCGCCCAUCACAAGUCAGAGACCAACAGCAAAUCCUCUUCUUCCAGUAUGCAUACCCACUCUCAAACAUAUGAAAGACGUCAAAAAAGCAGCUCUAGUGACACUGAGGCAGAUCAUAAGGGAAAAUCACAGGCCUCUUGCAAAAGCUCUGGCUUGGAGGAGAACUGUAAAAACUCACUAAAGAAAACCAGCAGGCCAGACUCGAAGCAGAUGACCCCUUCUAGAUCUUCUCAGAAAACCAGCAGACAUGAAAGACAAUCAAAUGACAUAUUUCACAGCCCUGGCGAAGCACCACCAUGUACAAAUGCCACAUGUUCCCAGAGUGAAAAAGAACAAUCACAAGUUGAAAUUGAACAUUGUGGUCAGGAUUUUAUGGAGUUUGCCUCAUGCACUGAGAGGAGUUUGCAAGAGUCGUCAUCCAAGACAUCAAAAGAAACUAAAUCGGAUCUUGAUGUUGAGACCUCAACUGUAACCAUAAGUGAAAGCCUAAAGCAUGAAAAUGCAGCCCUUGAAAAUUUGACCAAUGUGAAGGAUGAACCCUCUUCUAAUAUUCAACCACAUGUGAACUCAAAUGCAGCUGACUUAAAUGCAUGCAGUAGUAAUGAUAGUAUAAUAUGCAGCCAGGACAAGAAAGUUGUUGAAUGUUCACUCGGGCCAUCCUCACUUGACACAGCUGGUUUACCUGUCUCCCACGUUGUCCAGCAGAACUCUAAACCAGAGAUUGUUCAAGCUUUGACAGUCGAGAUGCCGUCUGGCACAAUUACGCCGUUCAUAUUUGAUUCACCGUGUCUUGAAUCUGAUGGUCAGUUGACACUUGAACAGCAAAAUAUGGAUACUGUUAAAAAGAGCAGCAGUAGUACCAAAAAGUCCCGAUGGGAUAUUGUCGGGCAGGACACCUCAGAGAGAGAUAAUUCACAGAGGACACUUUGUGCCGAAAGUAAGCCUAGUGUAAAAAAAGUAAUCUCUGUCAAAGAAAUUGAGUUUUCUAGAGACAAUACCCAACAAGACUCUGACAUGAAAGAUACUGUUCAGCAACAUUCCAUGCUGGUGAAGCAGACUGAGAUGUCUAAGCAGGAAGUUGUCUCAGACAUGACCGAUGAAUACAAAGACCAAAAUGAGCCCUCACAAGCGAGCACCAGCAUUGACCACUGUGACUUAAAACUGAGUGUUUCUCAAAAAGCAAACACAGACAAGCCUCUGCACCUCAAUGAUGCAUCACAGGUUGACCAAGAUGCAAAGAUGCAGAGUUGGAAUGGCAAUGAUCGUGAAGACAAAUCCAAGGGCAGCUCGAAAAACAAAUUGAGUAAGAAAGCAUUACUUCAUCAGCAUGCAUUAGGAGAACAGAGCGAGAUCAGUGAUAGUGACAACUCGGAGUAUGACUCGGAUUGCGGCGAGGCUAUAAAACGAUUGCAUUCUGUCGUGGUGGUGCCAAAGAAUUCUUCCCUAACAAUGAAUUCACAUGACACUGGAGCUUCCUCGUGCAGUCUGAGUAUUUCCGAUCUGCAGAAUGUGAAUAUCAAUGAAAUCCCAAAUCCAGGCACACAACAAAUACAGGGGAGUCCUUCCGCGUUCAUGGAGACCGUUGCUCCAUGUGUUGGUGUGAACGAAUUAUUUCAUAGCAGCAGGUUGUGUCAAUCCCAGAGUAAUAUGAUUGAUAGCACCAGUCAAUCGGAGGGUUCCAGCUCCGUCAGUGCACAGCUGUACACGGCGGGUCUUAUUGGUGCCCAUGGCAGUGUCACAGAUCACACCCACAGCCUCGAUAACUCCAGACAGUCUGAGCCAGGGCACAAACAGCAUAAUAUAAGCAGCAGAGGUGACAGGGUGUAUUACCAACAUGAUGAUUUCGCCGCUGCGGACAAUGUCAAUGACAGGAACGGAUUCAGCCUGGGUUGGGAUUUUACGCAAUCAGAGCAGCCCAGUAGUACAUACCAGCAGCCUGAUAGCAGUCAUGGGCCACAGAUACCAAACACUAAACUGACUGAAUCCUCUCUCAAGGAACAGGAGCAAAGGCAGAGUAAUGCCACAUGGACCCACCAACCCCCAAACACACAGACUAGCAGACAACCCUACCUCCAUGUGCAUGAACAUUAUCAGGAUCUUGCAGGUGAAAUUCAUCCUGACUCUCUAACUAAUGACCACGAUGAUUACCGUGGAGAGAAACUAUCUGACCUCAGUAAAAUGGCUGUUGAAUGCAGGGGACUUCACACUCCUGGGUCAUCAAGCUUUGUACAAGGGCAUGAAAUAAGCAGCAAUAGCAGGGGCUCAGCUGUGCCUGACCCCCCUAGAGAAGACAAUUUCAGACCCCAUAGAGGCCGGGGCCCUCCCAAGAAAAGGCGGCCUGAGAUUGAGUCUGAUUCAGACAAUGAGGCGGAAGCUGGGCCGGCAGGCAAAAGGGAGCGUCAAAGAGAUGCUGACGUCCCAAAGGAAAGUCAUGUCAAAGAUGAGGUGCAGCGUCCGACACUCAAUCUGCGAGACUUUCGAGACAGCAAUAGAUGGAAAGAGUGUGCCAGAUCUAAGAAGAUGCCACCUUACUUUGACUUGAUUGAGGAAAACAUGUAUCUGACUGAGAGAAAAAAGAGCAAAUCUCAUCGAGAUAUCAAGAGAAUGCAAUGUGAAUGCCCGGUGCUGCCUAGAGAGGAGCGUUCAAGGGGAGUAUUGGCAUGCGGGGAAGACUGUUUAAACCGGCUGCUGAUGAUUGAGUGCUCCUCACGGUGCCUGAAUGGAGCCUACUGCUCCAACCGACGCUUCCAGAAGAAACUACAUGCAGACUUUGAGGUUAUCCUCACAGAAGACAAGGGCUGGGGUCUACGGGCAGCGAGAGAGUUGGCUUCAAACACCUUUGUGCUGGAAUACUGCGGGGAGGUAUUGGACCACAAGGAGUUCAAAACAAGGGUGAAAGAAUUUGCUCGCAACAAGAACAUCCACUACUACUUCAUGUCUCUAAAGAAUAAUGAGAUCAUUGAUGCAACGCUGAAGGGUAAUUGCUCUCGGUUUAUGAACCAUAGCUGCGAGCCCAACUGUGAGACCCAGAAGUGGACUGUCAAUGGCCAGCUUAGAGUCGGGUUCUUCACCUCCAAGGUGGUCACUGCAGGAACUGAACUGACGUUUGACUACCAGUUCCAGAGAUAUGGCAAAGAAGCACAGAAAUGCUUCUGUGGAGCACCCAGCUGCAGAGGCUUCCUGGGUGGGGAGAACAGAGUUAGUGUUCGGGCAGCUGGAGGGAAGAUGAAAAAAGACCGCAGUCGAAAGAAUGCUCUCACCACGGUUGAUGAAGAGCUUGAGGCGUUAUUGGAGAAUGGAGAAGGCCUUUACGAUGAGAAACAGGUGGUGGCUCUCUGCAGGCUAAUGGUCCGAGUGGAAACCAUGGAGCAGAAACUCAUCUGUUUUAAGCUCAUACAGGAUACUCAAAAUCCAUCAUGCCUGAAGCAGUUCCUGGACCAUCAUGGAUUAUCUUUGCUGUGGAUCUUCAUGGUUGAGCUUUCUGAAGCCAAAGGCAACAGUGCUAAUAACAACAAACUGCAGUUAGAGAUUAUGAAGACCUUGGCUGUGCUGCCUAUCUCUACUAAGAACAUGUUGGAAGAGAGCAGAGUCCUGAGCUUCAUCCAGCGGUGGGCCCAGACAAAAACUCUCCCUCACCCUGCUGAGAUGGAUGGCUACUCCAGUGAGAACACCUCCCGUGCUCAAACACCCCUCAACACUCCUGAUGGGUCCUCCACCAAACUGGGACCAGAAUUGGAUGGUGACACGCCAAAACCUGCUGUGUACCGCCGCCUUAAAAUCAUCAGUGAAAACAGUUUGGACAGUGCUCUCUCUGAUGCUAGCAAAGCAUCUGAUGGGAAGGAGGAAGAGGAGGAGGACGAUGAUGAUGAGGAAGAAGAUGCAUCCUCACAUUCAGGACUUCCUGAAGGCAAACAGUUGAAGGCAGAGCCUGUAUGUGAAGCUGCAGAGCCAACAAAAGAAACAAUGGAAGACUCGGUGAAAGAGGAAGGUCCAAUCAAAGGGGAGAAAGAGGAAGAGACGGGGUUGAGUUUAAACAGUCAACAACAUCAAACUGAGGAGGUAAAAGAAAAAAUUGAACUAGAUUUGGAGAAUGAGAUUGAGAUGAAAACGGAUCCGAGUGAGGGGCAUGUGGGUGAACUUGAGGGGCCAAAAGAGCCUUGUGAAGAACAGGAAAGUGGGGAGGAGAAGACCAGUCAGCCGGUGACAGAAAAGGCUAAACUGGAAGGAGACCAACCCACCGUUGAAGUUCUCGAGCCAGAGAGUCAGUCGAUCCAAACAGAUGAUGCUGAUCUUCCACCUGAGCGGCCUUUAGAGAAUAUGGAGUCCCAGGCAGAGACACAAGAAGCGGAGAAACCUCCAGGCAGUGAGGUGCAACCUGGUGAAUCUACCACUGAUGCAGCCCCAAGCUCUGAGACCCCAGAGGCCAGUGUGCCCUCUGAGGUUAUUGCGACCCCCGCGGACCCAUCAGUGAUAGGAACUCCUUCUCAGGAUGAGGAGGAAGGUGUCUCAGAUGUGGAGAGUGAGAGGAGUCAGGAGACCCAACUCGGUGCAUUGGACAUUAGCGGCAUGGCUGCCAGGCUUCUGGACAGCUGGAAGGAUCUGAAGGAGGUGUACAGAAUACCAAAGAAGAGUCAGGUGGAAAAAGAAGCAAAUGAUCGCAGCCGAGAUCGAGAUGCAGCUUUGACGCCACGUACAACUUCUGGUAGCCGAGAACGUGAAAGAGAGCGAGAGAAGGAGAGAGAACGUGACAGAGAGCGAGAUUAUGACCGAGACAGGGAUCGAGAGUGGGACAGGGACCGAGACCGGGAUCGGGAUCGCGACCGAGACCGAGACCGGGACCGCGAUCGAGAACGGGACCGUGAUCGAGACCGUGAUAGAGUCUCUGACAAAACUCCACAACGCAGCACAGAGAGACGGAGGAGACGCUCAGCUUCACCACCAUCAUCCUACGAGAGGAGCAGCCGACGCACUGAAGAACGGUUUGACGCAUCAAACAGCAGCAAGACACGGGGCAAGGAGCGCAACAAGCUGUCCACAGAGGAGCGCAGAAAGCUGUUCGAGCAGGAGGUUGCUCAGCGGGAAGCCCAGAAACAGCAGCAGCUUCAGCAGCAGCAGCAGCUUCAGCAGCAGCAACAGCUUCAGCAGCAGCAACAGCAGCAGCAGCUACAACAGCAGCAGCAGCAGCAGCAGCUUCAGCAGCAGCAGCAACAACAACAACAACAACAGCAGCAACAGCUUCAGCAGCAACAACAGCAGCAACAGCAGCUUCAGCUCCAAACUAUGGCUUAUGACCCUGCUUUGGUCUAUGCCUCCAGCCCUGGCUUCAUAACCUACCCUACUGGAUAUCCCAUCCAGACCUUUGUGGACCCUACAAACCCCAAUGCAGGGAAAGUACUGCUUCCUACCCCUCCGGUUGAUCCCACCCUGAACUAUGAAGAGACACCUCCUCAGCAUCUUAUCUCAGACCUGGGGCUGUCCUCUCCAUCCUCCACUUCCCAGGCCCCUCCCGUCGCUAAUCUUUCUCAGCACAUCUCCACCACCGACCUCGCCACUGGCAACCCCGAACAGUAUUCCCAGCCAACUGUAGCAACUCAGGAUGCAGGCGUAGCUGUACUCUCUGUUCCCGCCCAGGUGGCCCCUCAGUUACAGAGCCAGCAGAGCUACACCACUCUCUGGGAUCCCACAACUCAGCAGACGGUGACUGUGCAGACACAGCCUGCACAGCAGUAUGCCACAGCCCCAGCACAGGCUCAGACACAGACGGCCAUCUAUUACCAGGGUCAGCCAUGCCAAACCAUCUACAGCAUCCCCACCGCCUACCCACAAGCCAACGCUCCCGUCAUACAGGCGUACACUGAACCCACAGCGAGCUACCUUCAUGGCCAGCCUGUGUAUCCUGCCCAUCAGCAGGGAGUGGUGGUGCAGCAGGGUGGCACAGUCACCACCAUUGUCACGUCCCAAACUGUCCAACAGGAAAUGAUUGUACCCAACAAUGUGAUAGACCUGCCUCCCCCGUCUCCCCCCAAACCCAAAACCAUCGUCCUACCACCCAACUGGAAAGUGGCCCGCGAUCCUGAGGGCAAGAUCUACUACUACCAUAUUGCCUCAAGGCAAACACAGUGGGACCCUCCAAACUGGGAUGGAUGUAGUGACAACACUAGUGUUGACCAUGAAUCUGAGAUGGACCUGGGAACUCCCACCUAUGAUGAGAAUCCUUCCAAGUUUUCCACAAAGACAGCUGAAGCAGACACUUCUAGUGAGCUGGCUAAAAAGAGUAAAGAGACAUUUCGCAAAGAGAUGUCCCAGUUCAUAGUGACAUGUCUAAAUCCUUUUCGGAAGCCAGACUGCAAACUUGGACGCAUCAGCAACACCGAAGAUUUCAAACACCUGGCUAGAAAGCUCACUCACGGAGUUAUGAAUAAGGAGUUGAAAGCUUGCAAUAAUCCCGAGGACCUUGAGUGUAAUGAGAACGUGAAGCACAAGACCAAGGAGUACAUCAAGAAGUACAUGCAGCGAUUUGGCACCGUGUACAGGCCCAAGGAGGACACAGAGGUGGACUAGCCUCAGAAGCCACAGACUUUACACUUAUCCUGCUCUAGCACAGGAGAAGCACAGAUUUGCCUUUCCAUUCACUCCUUCAUGUAUGUACUGGCCAGCCUGAGCUGUGAAGUAGUUUCUUGCGCAUAUUUAUGACGAAGAAGAAUUGCACUGCUGCCCAAAAGGCUCUCCAGGCCCCGUGGAUCACGAAGGAGCCCUGAUCUCGAGACUGACUGAGACUUGAGUGUCGCUGAACGACCCAAAAACUCCAGGUGCAGUUUUCUGAUGACGCUGCGGGGUGCUACAGAGACUAAUCUUUUCACUGACUGUUUGAUUUCUUCUCUUUCUUUUUUUUAAGCAUUUAGUUUGUUUCAUUUGUGGCUCCUAAAUGUUCCCAAGAUGGUCACCUCAAUUCCACAUUUUAAACUCUUCUGGCCCUGAAUGAGGAUUGGAAUCAGCGUUGGUCUCAUAUUCAUCAGUCUCUUUGUUACUUUCCACUGUUAAAAUGGAUCAAUGACAGAACAGUCCAGUGCUUUUCCCCUCCCACUUCCUUUUCUUGUGCACGCUUCAACCUCCUGACACUGACUCUAUCUGGUGCUGCUUUUAACUGGGCUGUGGAGGUCCAAGCUUCCGCUCCUCAAACCCUGCCUUCUUAGCCACAAGACUUUGGAGCCUCCGUUGUUUUAUGAAUGCAUGAUGUAGGCUGAGGUUUGAGUGGUAUCCUUAUGGAAAAUCUUACAUUUUCAUGUCUCCUGCUUCGUGUAAUAUGAGAUGAGCUUUUACUCACAACACACUUAGGGAUCAGCCAAUAACCAGCAGGUUGGCAAGGUGAUCAAUAUGUCUUUUAUUAAUUUAUGUAUUAUAACGGGUGCAGGGUUUCAACGCCAUGUUUGAUGUGCUGUUUCCAGUCCAACCCCGAUCCCAUCUUGUUCUGCCUGGUUUCCUCUUCUUACAGGAAUGAUGCUGAACAUCCAGGUUGUAGCAUUGCAGUUUUAACCGUUUCUAAACAUCUUGUGUGUUCCGGUUCUUUUUUAUCACAGUUAGUCUUAGUUAGACAACACUUAGGCCAGCGUUGUCCACAAACUCACAUGUUAAUUUCCACGAUUUUUACGGUUGUCAACGUAAUUUCAUUAGCAUUAGGUCACCGAUUUGAUUAAAUUGCAUUAAACAAAGUUUCAACAUAUGUAUAUUGCUUUAUAUGUGAAUAUAUUGAAUAAUAGUUUUGGGAAUGUUUAAAUAAGCAGACACUUUGUAAAAUGACUCAUUUCAUGAUUGAAAGUGUAAAUAAUGUGUAAAAUGACAAGCUGUAUGCAGGAGAGUAGUGUCAGGGAGCACAGGGAGCCCACCCACUCAUCCUCACCAGCUCAGCCCUCCUGAUGCUCUCCCACAUCAGUCUGUCAAACGUAGGACCCCACGGACUCAGCCCUCUAUUUUAUUUCAGUGGUGGGGGAGAUUUUCAUGUGUUUGCUUGUUUUUGUUUUUGUUAUUAUUUUUCUAUGUACAAAGUAAGUUUCACCCUACUCAACUGUAAGUAUUGUGUAAGCACAUUGUCAUACCGAGUGUACAAACAUUUUAAAAAAUAAAACCUUUUGUAAAAUGA
Molecule: messenger RNA, 10287 nt
Organism: Cyclopterus lumpus (lumpfish)
Lineage: Eukaryota; Metazoa; Chordata; Actinopteri; Perciformes; Cyclopteridae
Gene: setd2
Product: SET domain containing 2, histone lysine methyltransferase
Exons: 22
Coding region: 495-8711 (2738 amino acids)
Biological process (GO): regulation of DNA-templated transcription
Cellular component (GO): chromosome; nucleus
Molecular function (GO): protein binding; histone H3K36 methyltransferase activity
Source: RefSeq, a predicted model, not a curated record